UGACCAAAUAAGGGAAUCACAGGGUAGCAUCGCUUUCAACAACCCUUCAUAAACAUCGCAGACAUGGUUACGCUCACUUAAAAUGGAAAUUAUCGUUCCACUUGUUCACUCAUUUCUUUCGUAUCGUUCGAAUGAUUUUUUAACAUGUGAUACUCUUGAAAAAUUUUGGGAAUUGGCUUAUAUUAAACUUACCCAAAGAUUUGAGAAGUAUUUAUUUAUUUCCUUAACAUAAAAGGAUCAUAAAUCGUCCUUUGGAUACUGCGCGUGUGUAUUGCAUCAAAUAAAUAUUUACAAGAUGCAGUUUAAAGUAUAACUUGUUACCAAAAAUCACAGACCACAAGAUAUUUACGAUGGGAAAACUUCUCAGUCUUCUGACUCGAGACGAGACGACUUGCUGUACUCCUCAAAAAUAUGACGUCUUUCUAGAUUUUGAAAAUGCUCAACCUUCCGAUAUUGAAAGAGAUACAUUUGAAGCCGUACAACGAGUUUUGAAAAAUUCAGAAUCCAUUUUAGAAGAGAUUCAGUGCUAUAAAGGUGCUGGCAAGGAAAUUCGAGAAGCUAUUUCAGUUCCUACAGAAGAAUGUCAGCGUAAAGCGUACCUGACUGUCGUUCCUCUCGUGGCUAAGCUAAAAAAAUUCUAUGAGUUUUCUCUAGAACUUGAACGUGUUGUACCACAGAUUCUGGGUCAAUUAUGUUCAGGAAAUCUAUCCCCCAUGCAACACCUUGAAACUCAACAAGCACUUGUCAAACAAUUCGCCGAAAUUCUUGAAUUUGUAUUCAAGUUUGAUGAGCACAAAAUGAAAACACCAGCUAUUCAAAACGAUUUUAGUUAUUAUCGUAGAACGUUAACAAAAGCUAAAGACAAUCCAGAGAAUGAAUUGAUUGUAGGCAAUGAACUGGCCAACCGCAUGUCCUUAUUUUAUGCCCACGCCACACCCAUGCUUCACGUUUUGAGUCACGCUACUAUAACUUUCUUAAUGGAUAGGGAAGAUAUACCACGAGAGAAUAUUACAGAGACGUUGGGGACUAUGGCUAAGGUUUGUUUAAGGAUGUUAGAGAAUUCAAACCUAUUGGCACAAUUUCAAAGAGAAGAAACACAGUUAUUCGUUCUACGAGUCAUGGUUGGCUUAGUCAUACUCUACGAUCAUGUUCAUCCACAAGGAGUUUUCUUUAAAGGCUCAAACGUUGAUGUUAAGGGAUGUGUAAAACUUCUGAAAGAUCAGCCAUCUUGCAAAAGUGAAGGUUUAUUGAAUGCUCUAAAAUACACAACAAAACAUUUGAAUGAAGAAAACACACCAAAAAAUAUUAAAAAUCUUUUAGCAGCAUGAUUACCAAAGCAACGUGGCUGCUGUAUUCGAAAUUGAAAGAAAAUAUAUGGUUUCUUAGAUAUGGUAUUUCUUGACCUAAAAGAAAUUUAUAAAAAUCAUAAAUCUGAGACACUCAAUGCUGGGAAUUGCCCCGGGGAUCAAGAUGAUUGGAUUUUAUUACUACUGUAAUAAUUAAUUUUAAAAAAAUUAUAUAAAUUUAAAUUAAUCAAACGUAUCGUAAACUAUCAACAAUUCACACUUGUAUGGAGAGA
Molecule: messenger RNA, 1579 nt
Organism: Cotesia glomerata
Lineage: Eukaryota; Metazoa; Arthropoda; Insecta; Hymenoptera; Braconidae
Product: CYFIP-related Rac1 interactor B
Exons: 7
Coding region: 351-1328 (325 amino acids)
Biological process (GO): regulation of actin filament polymerization
Molecular function (GO): small GTPase binding
Source: RefSeq, a predicted model, not a curated record